Trichoderma aggressivum f. europaeum is the source of this 531-nucleotide messenger RNA. RefSeq lists its product as uncharacterized. The coding region runs from base 1 to 531 and encodes 176 amino acids. The record is from RefSeq and is a predicted model, not a curated record. Lineage: Eukaryota; Fungi; Ascomycota; Sordariomycetes; Hypocreales; Hypocreaceae. The transcript has a single exon.
AUGAUGCCCUCUUCAGACCCCCUCGCCGGCCUCAACGUCUCCAUCAGCCAGGCCAGCACGACGCCGCCCACCAUCGUCGCCACGGUCAAGAACAACAACCCGCACCUCGUCACCAUUGCGCCCUACCAGUCGCCCUUUGACGGGCUCAUCCUCGAGCUGGGCAACCUGUCCAUCGUCCCCGGCGGCGCGGCGUCCGACGGCAACGACAGCGACAACAGCAGCAGCACCGCCUCCUCCAACAAGCCGCUCAGCUACCCGACCAUCGCCCUCAAGCGCGCCUGGCCGCCCCCCAGCGACAGCCUCGUGACGCUGGGCCCGGGCGAGAGCCGCACCGCCGAGAUCGUCCUCGGCCACCCGGUGCCGGUGCGCCAGCUGGGCAGCUCGGCCACCGUCAAGCUGAGCGGCCGCUGGAUGUCGGUGUGGAAGCGGCCCAAGGAGGAGAUUGGCGAUGCUGACUGGGACGACGUGUCCAACCCGGACGAGUUCUCGGGCGUGUACGAGAGCAACAGCCUGGAGAUUUUGAUUGCGUGA